This is a messenger RNA of Microstroma glucosiphilum, 586 nucleotides long. Its product is annotated as ATP synthase d subunit. Bases 53 to 556 code for a protein of 167 amino acids. Gene Ontology annotation, molecular function: proton transmembrane transporter activity. Gene Ontology annotation, biological process: proton motive force-driven ATP synthesis. The record is from RefSeq and is a predicted model, not a curated record. The transcript is spliced from 4 exons. Lineage: Eukaryota; Fungi; Basidiomycota; Exobasidiomycetes; Microstromatales; Microstromataceae.
CUACUGUACACCUCCUCCGCCAACCACCACUCCAUCCCGUUUGCGCUCCAUCAUGUCUGCCGUCAACUGGAACCAGAUCUUCAGGUCACUGAACCUUGGCAAGAACACCUCUGCUUCCCUGCAGGCCUUCCGCAAGAGGUCCGAGGAUGCUCGCCGAGCCCUAGCUGUGCUCAAGGAGCAGAAGACGGACGUGGACUUCCAACACUACCGCUCCGUUCUCAAGAAUGACGAAGUUGUCUCCCAGGCCGAGAAGAUCCUCAAGGACUUCAAGCCAGUGACGUACGACGUGUCUGCUCAGAUCAAGGCCAUCGACGCCUUUGGCAGCAAGGCUUCCGAGCAAGCCAAGGCUACUGAGGACAAGAUUGCUUCCGAGCUCAAGGACCUCAAGUCUACCCUGGACAACAUCAAGUCUGCCCGCCCCUUCGAGCAGCUGACCGUCGACGAGAUCAUUGCUGCCCGCCCAGAAAUCAAGAAGACGGUGGAGGAGAUGGUCAAGAAGGGAAAGUGGACUGUGCCAGGCUACGAGGAGAAGUUCGGAAACCUCUCCGUUCUCUAAGCGACUCGCUAAUGUGUGUAGGAGUGAGGG